Molecule: messenger RNA, 8292 nt
Organism: Loxodonta africana (African savanna elephant)
Lineage: Eukaryota; Metazoa; Chordata; Mammalia; Proboscidea; Elephantidae
Gene: PLXNA3
Product: plexin A3
Exons: 33
Coding region: 421-6033 (1870 amino acids)
Biological process (GO): semaphorin-plexin signaling pathway involved in axon guidance; regulation of cell migration; negative regulation of cell adhesion
Cellular component (GO): semaphorin receptor complex; plasma membrane
Molecular function (GO): protein binding; semaphorin receptor activity
Source: RefSeq, a predicted model, not a curated record
UUGUGCUCCUGCGGGUGCUGAGGGGCAAGGGUGGGAUUGGGCUGCUCUUGCGUGGGAAUCCUUUUUUCUGUGACUGUUGUAUUAAGGGUCCAGGAUGCGAACCUGACAAAAGACCCAGGGAGAGGGGAUCGAACUGAGCAGAAACUUUGCACUUUGCUGCUGGGACCUGCCCCUUUUUCUAGCAAAGGAUGGUUCUUCCUUUGCUUGUUCUGUGCCUCCUCGGUUUACCCUCCCCCCAUACUCCCAAGCUGGGUACCCCUUUUCCUUUGGGCUUGGCCACGGAGAGGGCAGUGCUGAGCCCUGCCUUGGAGGCUGCCACGACACUACUCUGCUGUGAGACCUGGGCAGUCCCUGCACUGUUCCCACUGCCCGUGCCCCUCUCCCUAAAGCUGCAGGCCUUCCCCAGAACAGCUGCAGACCAUGCCCCCUGUCUGCCUCCUGCUGUUGCUCCUCGCCAUGGAGAGGGCCUGGGGCAGCAGGCCUUUCCGCGCCUUCACGGUGACUGACACCACGCUCACACACCUGGCCGUGCAUCGGGUGACUGGAGAGGUGUUUGUGGGCGCAGUGAACCGUGUCUUCAAGUUGGCCCCCAACCUGACAGAGCUGCGUGUUCACAUCACGGGCCCUGUCGAGGACAAUGCCCGCUGCUACCCGCCCCCCAGCAUGCGGGUGUGCACCCACCGCCUGGCUCCCGUGGAUAAUGUCAACAAGCUUCUGCUCAUAGACUACGCAGCCCGGCGCCUUGUAGCUUGUGGCAGCAUCUGGCAGGGCAUCUGCCAGUUCCUACGGCUGGACGACCUGUUCAAGCUGGGCGAACCACACCGCCGCAAGGAGCACUACCUGUCAGGGGCCCAGGAGCCUGACUCCAUGGCUGCUGUCAUCGUGGAGCAGGGCCAGGGGCCCAGCAAGCUGUUCGUGGGCACCGCUGUCGAUGGCAAGUCCGAGUACUUUCCCACCCUGAGUUCCCGCAAGCUCCUGGGCAACGAGGACAGUGCUGACAUGUUCAGUCUGGUGUACCAGGACGAGUUUGUCUCCUCCCAGAUCAAGAUUCCCUCCGACACACUGUCCUUGUACCCUGCCUUCGACAUCUACUACAUCUAUGGCUUUGUGAGCAGCUCCUUUGUGUACUUCCUGACCCUGCAGCUGGACACCCAGCAGACCCUCCUGGAUGCCGCUGGCGAGAAGUUCUUCACCUCCAAGAUUGUGCGCAUGUGCGCUGGGGACUCGGAGUUCUACUCGUACGUCGAGUUCCCCAUCGGCUGCUCCUGGCGCGGCGUGGAGUACCGCCUGGUGCAGAGCGCCCACCUGGCCAAGCCAGGCCUGCUGCUGGCGCGGGCACUGGGCGUGCCAGCCGACGAGGAUGUCCUCUUCACCGUCUUCUCCCAGGGCCAGAAAAACCGGGCCAGUCCGCCCCGGCAGACCGUUCUCUGCCUCUUCACCCUCGGCAAUAUCAAUGCACACAUCCGCCGCCGCAUCCAGUCCUGCUAUCGGGGGGAGGGCACGCUGGCCCUGCCCUGGCUCCUGAACAAGGAGUUGCCCUGCAUCAACACCCCCAUGCAGAUCAAUGGAAACUUUUGUGGGCUAGUGUUGAACCAGCCGUUGGGUGGCCUACAUGUGAUCGAGGGGCUGCCCCUGCUGGCUGACAGCACUGAGGGCAUGGCCAGCGUGGCCGCCUACACCUACCACCAGCACUCAGUGGUCUUCAUCGGCACGCGCAGUGGUAGUCUGAAGAAGGUGCGGGUUGAUGGCUCCCAGGAUGCCUAUCUGUACGAGACGGUCCCUGUUGUCGAUGGCAGCCCCAUCUUCCGCGAUCUGCUCUUCAGCCCCGACCACCAGUACAUCUAUCUCCUGAGUGAGAAGCAGGUAAGCCAGCUCCCGGUGGAGACCUGUGAGCAGUACUCAAGCUGUGCAGCUUGCCUGGGCUCCGGGGACCCGCACUGUGGCUGGUGCGUGCUGCGGCACAGAUGCUGCCGUGAAGGCGCCUGCCCGGGUGCCUCUGCCCUGCACGGCUUUGCUGAAGAGUUGAGCAAGUGUGUCCAGGUGCAUGUUCGGCCCAACAAUGUAUCGGUGACGUCGCCGGGGUUGCAGCUGACUGUAGCCAUGCACAACGUGCCAGACCUCAGCGCGGGCGUCAGCUGUGCCUUCGAGGAAGUGACCGAGAGUGAGGCUCUCCUGCUGCCCUCUGGCGAGCUGCGCUGCCCCUCGCCCUCCCUCCAAGAGCUCCAGGCGCUCACCAGGGGGCAUGGUGCCACCCGCACCGUACGGCUGCAGCUGCUCUCCAAGGAGAGUGGCGUGCGCUUUGCUGGGGCCGACCUUGUCUUCUACAACUGCAGCAUCCUCCAGUCGUGCAUGUCCUGCGUCGGCAGCCCUUACCCCUGCCACUGGUGUAAGUACCGCCACGUGUGCACCUGCCACCCCCACGAGUGCUCCUUCCAGGAGGGCAGGGUCCACAGCCCUGAGGGCUGCCCCGAAAUCCUGCCCGGCGGGGACCUCCUGAUCCCAGUCGGCGUUAUGCAACCUCUUACCCUGCGGGCCAAGAACCUGCCGCAGCCGCAGUCGGGCCAGAAGAACUAUGAGUGUGUGGUCCGCGUGCAGGGCCGGCAGCAGCGCGUGCCGGCCGUGCGCUUCAACAGCAGCAGCGUGCAGUGUCAGAACGCAUCGUACUCCUAUGAAGGUGAGGAGUAUGGUGACACGGAGUUCGACUUCUCUGUGGUCUGGGAUGGGGAUUUCCCCAUUGACAAGCCUCCUAGCUUCCGAGCCCUCCUGUACAAGUGCUGGGCACAACGCCCCAGCUGUGGCCUCUGCCUCAAGGCUGACCCCCGCUUCAACUGUGGCUGGUGCAUCUCGGAGCACAAGUGCCAGCUGCGUGCCCACUGCCCAGCCCCCCAAACCAACUGGAUGCACCCAAGCCAGAAGAGCUCUCGCUGCAGCCACCCACGCAUCACACAGGUCCACCCGCUCAUGGGUCCCAAGGAGGGCGGCACCUGGGUCACCAUAGUGGGUGAGAACCUGGGUCUCACCUCGAGGGAGCUGGGCCUUCGCGUGGCUGGUGUGCGCUGCAAUGCCAUCCCUACUGAGUAUAUCAGCGCUGAGAGGAUCGUGUGUGAGAUGGAGGAGUCACUAGUACCCAGCCCACCACCAGGGCCUGUGGAGCUGUGUGUUGGCGACUGCUCGGCUGACUUCCAGACGCAAUCUGACCAGCUCUACACCUUCGUGACGCCGACCUUCCACCGUGUGAGCCCUGGCCGGGGCCCGGCGGCGGGAGGCACACGGCUCACCAUCGCGGGCAGCUCUCUGGAUGCUGGCAGCAGGGUCACGGUGACCGUGAGAGAUGGCGAAUGCCAGUUCGUGAGGAGAGACGCCGAGUCUAUCGUCUGCAUCUCGCCAGUCUCCACCCUGGGCCCCAGCCAGGCUCUCAUCACGCUAGUCAUUGACCGGGCCAACAUCUCCAGUCCCGGUGUCGUCUACACCUACACCCAGGACCCCACUGUCACACGUCUUGAGCCCACCUGGAGCAUUAUCAAUGGCAGCACUGCCAUCACUGUGAGUGGGACCCACCUACUGACGGUCCAGGAGCCCCGAGUCCGGGCUAAGUACCGUGGUAUUGAGACCACGAACACGUGCCAGGUGAUCAAUGACACGGCCAUGCUGUGUAAGGCCCCUGGGAUCUUCCUGGGGCGGCCCCAGCCCCAGGCACAAGGGGAGCACCCUGAUGAGUUCGGCUUCCUGCUGGACCACGUGCAGACGGCACGCUUCCUCAACCGCUCUGCCUUCACCUACUACCCCGAUCCCAGCUUCGAGCCACUGGGGCCUUCUGGUGUUCUGGAUGUCAAACCUGGCUCCCAUGUGGUGCUGAAGGGCAAGAACCUGAUCCCCGCAGCCACAGGCAGCUCCCGCCUCAACUACACGGUGCUGAUUGGGGGCCAGCCAUGCGCGCUGACUGUCUCGGACACACAGCUCCUGUGCGACUCGCCCAGCCAGACGGGCCGGCAGCCUGUCAUGGUGCUGGUGGGCGGCCUGGAGUUCUGGCUGGGCACGCUGCACGUCACGGCCGAGCGGGCGCUAACCCUACCGGCCGUGGUGGGGAUGGCCGUGGGGGGCGGGCUCUUGCUGCUAGCCAUCGCCGCUGUGCUGGUGGCCUAUAAGCGCAAGACACAGGACGCAGACCGCACGCUCAAGCGGCUGCAACUGCAGAUGGACAACCUGGAGUCCCGGGUGGCCCUGGAGUGCAAGGAAGCCUUCGCUGAGCUGCAGACGGACAUCAACGAGCUGACGAACCACAUGGACGGGGUGCAGAUCCCCUUCCUGGACUACCGUACCUACGCCGUGCGCGUGCUCUUCCCGGGCAUCGAGGCCCACCCAGUGCUCAAGGAGCUGGACACACCCCCCAAUGUCGAGAAGGCUCUGCGCCUCUUCGGGCAGCUGCUGCACAGCCGGGCCUUCGUGCUCACCUUCAUCCACACCCUGGAGGCCCAGAGCAGCUUCUCCAUGCGCGACCGAGGCACCGUGGCCUCGCUGACCAUGGUGGCCCUGCAAAGCCGGCUUGACUAUGCCACCGGGCUGCUCAAGCAACUGCUAGCGGACCUCAUUGAGAAAAACCUCGAGAGCAAGAACCACCCAAAGCUGCUGCUGCGCAGGACAGAGUCCGUGGCGGAGAAGAUGCUUACCAACUGGUUCACGUUCCUGCUGCACAAGUUUCUGAAGGAGUGUGCAGGGGAGCCCCUCUUCCUGCUCUACUGCGCCAUCAAGCAGCAGAUGGAGAAGGGCCCCAUCGAUGCCAUCACCGGCGAGGCUCGCUACUCGCUGAGCGAAGACAAGCUCAUCCGGCAGCAGAUCGACUACAAGACACUGACCCUGCACUGUGUGUGUCCGGAGAGCGAGGGCAGUGCCCAGGUUCCUGUGAAGGUUCUCAACUGUGACAGCAUCACCCAGACCAAAGACAAGCUGCUGGAUACUGUGUACAAGGGUGUCCCCUACUCCCAGCGCCCCAGAGCCGAGGACAUGGACCUGGAAUGGCGCCAGGGCCGCAUGGCCCGUAUCAUCCUCCAGGAUGAGGACGUCACCACCAAGAUCGAAUGUGACUGGAAGAGGGUCAACUCACUGGCCCACUACCAGGUGACAGAUGGUUCCUUGGUGGCACUGGUGCCCAAACAAGUGUCUGCCUAUAACAUGGCUAGCUCCUUCACAUUCACUCGCUCCCUCAGCCGCUACGAGAGCUUGCUGCGCACGGCCAGCAGCCCUGACAGCCUGCGCUCGCGGGCACCCAUGAUCACGCCUGACCAGGAGACAGGUACCAAGCUUUGGCACCUGGUGAAGAACCAUGACCACCUGGACCAGCGCGAGGGUGACCGUGGUAGCAAAAUGGUCUCGGAGAUAUACCUGACACGACUGCUAGCCACCAAGGGCACCCUGCAGAAGUUUGUAGAUGACCUCUUCGAGACUGUGUUCAGCACAGCCCACCGCGGCUCAGCUCUGCCACUGGCCAUCAAGUACAUGUUUGACUUCUUGGAUGAGCAGGCAGACCGACGGCAGAUCAGUGACCCUGAUGUGCGGCACACCUGGAAGAGCAACUGCCUGCCUCUGCGUUUCUGGGUGAACGUCAUCAAGAACCCUCAGUUCGUGUUCGACAUUCACAAGAGCAGUAUCACGGACGCCUGCCUCUCAGUGGUGGCCCAGACCUUCAUGGACUCCUGCUCCACGUCUGAGCACCGGCUGGGCAAGGACUCGCCCUCCAACAAGCUGCUCUAUGCCAAGGACAUCCCCAGCUACAAGAGCUGGGUGGAGAGGUACUACCGGGACAUUGCCAAGAUGGCAUCCAUCAGUGACCAGGACAUGGACGCCUACCUGGUGGAGCAGUCCCGCCUGCAUGCCAGUGACUUCAAUGUCCUGAGUGCACUCAGCGAGCUCUACUUCUAUGUCACCAAGUAUCGCCAGGAGAUUCUGAGUGCCAUGGACCGAGACGCCUCUUGUCGAAAGCACAAGUUGCGCCAGAAGCUGGAACAGAUCAUCAGCCUUGUGUCCAACAGCAGCUGAGGGUGGCCCAGUUGGGUGAGGACGGGGCUUCUGCGUCCUGAGCCGUCCUCUGACAAGGGGGGCUGGCUCACGCCCGCUGCCCAGGCUGAGACUCAUAGCGGGUGCGUGGGGGAGGCACCGGGCCAGUAGGACCCCAGCACACCUGGGUCCCCUUCACUAGUGCCUUGCUUCGGGCCCUGGGGCAGGGGAGGGGAGACAGGACCAAGUCCCCCAUCCCAGCAGCAGCAAUACCCCCACCCUCCUGCCCUGGUGCCCAGCUGUGGCAGUAGCCCCUGCCCUCCUUCCUAUUUAUACCCCAACCACCUAUUUAUUUAAUUUAACUCCAUCUCACUGUUUCCAUCUGUAAACGUGUAUCCCUCCUGGGAUGUGGCCAACCUCACCCACCUUCCUCUCCACCUGUCCUGGGUCCCUUGUGACAUUGCCAGCUGUGGUCCACCCUCUGGCACUUCUCUUUGUAAUGGCUGGCCCCAGCUCUCCCUGGAAGGGGGACUUGACACUAGCAGACACGGGGUGGGUGGUGCACCUGAAGCUGUGCCAAGGGGCCCCCUGCCCGCCGACCACAGCUCCCUUCCCCACGUGGUAGGAGGUAGACCCUCUGUUCGCAGGGGCCCUGUGCUCUCUGAGCACCAGGAGAGCAAUUACUAGGCGAGUGCCUAGUGCCCUGGCCAACCUGGGCCUGAGGGCGCAGGACUGUUCUUCCUCCCGGCUCCCCUGCCAAACGUCCUCGGUGCUAUCUGCACUUACCCUGGACACUUCCUUCUCAUUUACCCUGUCCUGCGCCCGCCCUGAGGGGCCGAGGCGGCAGUGCCUUACUCCUCUGUGUCUUCUGCCUCUUCUGAACAACCUGGCCCGUCUGUGUCCCAGAACCUGGUCCUCUGCUCUUGGGUUGCAUGACUUUUUCUUUGUUCACGGGAAUGUUUUCCUUUGCUAAUUAAAUGUUAGGAAAAUGGAGAUAGUCUGUGGCUUUGUCCUUGGGGCGGGUGGGUGGUAGUUAACAUGAACCCAGACUGGUAACCCUGUUGGACUCCACAAGAGCUGGACUCCCUUAAUUGGAGAGAGGGUAACUAGCUCUCAAGGUUCCUGAGGAUUUGAGGAGACCAGGCUCAUGUCCAUCACCCAAGCCCGUUGGUCCACCUUCAAUUUAUAUCGAAAAUCUACUCACUUCUCCCUGUCGCGGUCCAAGCCACCAUUUUCUCCUGCCUUCGUGGCUAGUCUCCUGCUUUCUGCCUGGACUCCCCUCGGCCCAGUCUCAACGAGGGAGGCAGAGGGAUCCUGUUAAGAUGCAAGGCGAACUACAUCGACACUCUGUUCAGAACCCUCCAGUAGUUUCAAAUGCACCCACACUCCUUAAACGCUGGCAAUGCCUUACUGUCCCAGGUGUCUCUCCUAUCGGGAUGCACCUACCUACCUCUUGCUCCCACACCUCUUCAAGUGGCGCACAGGUAGGGGGGAGCAAGUCAAGCCGGGAGCACUCCGGGACAAGAGAAUGGCAUCUAACAAGCCCUGUGAGAGACCAUGGUCUGAUUAAGGAGCGAGGGUGUCUGGGGCCACUCGGUGCCAGGCAGGCACUGUUCCAGGAGCUACGGAUACGUGGGCAGAGGGGGAGAAGAGCCAUGAUUGCUGCCUGGCUGAGGGAGGACAUUUGAGAAGGACCUGGAGGAGGUCAGGGAGUGAGCCAGACGAGUCCCAGGGGAAGAGAGUUGCAGACAGAAAAAAGCCUGUGCCAAGAUCCUCAGGUGGGAGUGGGCUGGGGUGUUUCAGAAAGGGCGAGUAAGCCAGUGUGGCUGGAUCAUCGUGAGCAAGGGAGAGAUUGGGAGAGACGGCGACCGGAGAGGAAAGGGGCAGGACCACCUUGGGCUCUGUGAGCCACUGUGAGGGCUCUGGCUUUGCCUCUGGGAGAGAUGGGAGCCCACUGGAGGGUUUGGAACAGGAGCGAUGGGGCCUGGGACCUGACUCAUUUUGAGACAGCCCAGCAGCUUCAGCAGUCCCUCUGUGGGGCCAAGUCUGCAGGCUGAUUCUGGGCUUUGCAGGGCGAGGAAGGGAGGGAAGGUCAGACUCAAGUCCUUUCCCCAGUGAAUGGGCCCCACAUUGUGGGGCCAAAUUUGGGAGCCCUAUCUGGAAAGCGGGAAACCCUGGUGGCGUAGUGGUUAUGUGCUAACCGCUGCUAAACAAAAGGCCAGCAGUUCGAAUCCACCUGUCACGUCCUUGGAUACUCUAUGAGGCAUUCUACCCUGUGCUGUAGGGUCACUAUGAGUCGGA